Molecule: messenger RNA, 1054 nt
Organism: Eurytemora carolleeae
Lineage: Eukaryota; Metazoa; Arthropoda; Copepoda; Calanoida; Temoridae
Product: myosin heavy chain, muscle
Exons: 10
Biological process (GO): actomyosin structure organization; peptidyl-threonine phosphorylation
Cellular component (GO): cytoplasm; cytoskeleton; myosin complex
Molecular function (GO): protein serine/threonine kinase activity
Source: RefSeq, a predicted model, not a curated record
CUUGAUCAUGCUAAUGCCAACAAUGUAGAGACUCAAAAAACUAUUCAAAAGUACCAACUGCAGGUAAGAGAUGUUCAAGCUAAGUUUGAAGAAGAAUCUCAUGCAAAAAUCAUUGCACAAGAUAAUCUAGUAACUGCCGAGAGGAAAGCUAAUGCAAACAAGAAUGCUUUGGAGGAAGCUCGAACUUUACUAGAACAAACUGAUAGAACUAGAAGGAUGUUGGAACAGGAUCACUCUGAUUCCAAUGAACAGUUGUCUGAGAUGGUGGUAUCUAACCAAGCAAUCACUGCCUCAAAAAGGAAGAUGGAGCAAGAGAUGGCAACCCUUCAAAAUGAUCUUGAUGAAAUGGGUCAUGAAGUAAUGAUGUCUGAGGAGAAAGCUUGUAAAGCUAUGAUUGAUGCUGCAAGGUUGGCAGAUGAGCUGCGUGCAGAACAGGAGUUUGCUAUGGCAGUAGAGAGAGAUAGAAAACUGCUGGAAGCCCAGGUAAAAGAUUUGAGCAGCAAAUGUGACGAGGCAGAAACAAACGCUCUCAAGGGAGGAAAGAAAGCUAUUGCCAAAAUGGACACAAGGAUUAGAGAACUAGAGAGUGAGCUUGAUGCUGAGAACAGGAGGUAUGGAGAUGCACAGAAGAAUCUAAGGAGAAGUGAAAGAAGGGUGAAGGAACUAAUUUUCCAGCAGGAUGAAGACAGAAAGAAUCACGAAAGAAUGCAAGCACUUGUGGAUCAGCUUCAGUCCAAGAUUAAGAGCUACAAGAAGCAGAUUGAAGAAGCUGAAGAGAUUGCUGCUCUCAAUCUGGCCAAAUUCAGACAAGUCCAAGGAAAUGCUGCAGAGUCAAUGGAGCGUGCUGACCUGAAUGAGCAGGUGCUGGCUAGGAUGAAGGUCAGAGGAAGAAGCAGCUCUAUUGGUCCGGCCUAAUUUUUCUCAUGUCGUUGUUGUUGCUGGAUAAAUGGCUCAGCGAGAAAAGGACAAGAUAAAAGAAUCUCUCAUUAGUAAUAUGUUUAGAUUUAAUUAUGUAGAUUUAACUGCUUAAUAAAACUUGUUGUCAUCAAUUUUA